AUGCGACUGAAUAGCAUUGUCUUUGAUUUUGUUUCAACUAACUGUCUAAAAUUGUUGAGAUAUUCAUCUGAUGAUAUUGUUUAUUCACUAUCCGAUCAAAUAAUUGGCCGACUUUGUUCAGAAAUUCUACUUGAAAUUUAUUCAAAAGUAAAAUGGUUAAGUCUUGAAUCAUUAUCAAUGGAAGGCGUUUUUCGUUCGAUUAAUUAUCCGAAUUUAUAUCAAUUUGGUUUGUACCACAUUGAUGAAGAGUCAUUUAAACGUUCAUUUAUUGGUAAGAUAAAUUCUAUUAAUGAUAUAUUUCUAUCAUAA
This is a messenger RNA of Rotaria sp. Silwood2, 309 nucleotides long. The record is from the annotation of a GenBank genome assembly. Lineage: Eukaryota; Metazoa; Rotifera; Eurotatoria; Philodinida; Philodinidae.